UCUCCCAGUAUUCAAAAAUCUCACGCACACACAAAUUUCCCUGUCAGACAUCACAAAGUGGAGGGACACAAAAAAGGGUUUGAGAAGAGAUGGAGAAAGGAGUAAGGCAAAGUAUAGGAUCAAAGAUGGAGGAACUUAGAUUAACAUGUGAAAGGGAUUUCCCCAUUCAACAGCAGCGUAUAAAUGCAGGCGCCACCUCCUUUGAGGAAUCCCUGCAUUCAAUCAACACCCAAACUCAACAAAACCUUCAAUUACAAGGUUAACUUUUCGAAAUGUUAAAUUUCGAUUUCUAGCGAGUCCAUUUUUAAAAAGUUCAAUUUUUCGGGCGCGCAUUUUCAGUUAAAUUAAAAUAUCUACAGCUUUGAACUUUCUCACUGUUGGAUUGCUAAUUGGUAUAUUUUUGCUUUGAUACUUUUGUCCCGGCAGCAAAAGUUGAGAAAUUGAAACUGAUCUUAGAGAGGCGGAGGAUAAUUUAGUAAAAGCACUUGCAGGUAUAUCAAUCUCUCACACUUUAUGUGUCAUACUUCCAUUAUUAGAGCCCGUUUGGCCAAAAUGCCAAAAUUUGCUUAUUUUAAAAAGGCAGAAUAGCUUAAAUAACAUUUAUAUUUGUGCCAUUUUGUCAUGCCAGUCCCCAAACUUAACAAUAUACCGAUUGAACACUUCCACUCUUUUAAACCGUGUAUAAUAAAUACUUAUAACAGGCUGCCACGUCAAAAAAUUACAAUGCCUAGAUGCCAUGUCACGUGGUAAAUUAAAAAUAAUUAAUCAACUAUUCAGAUGCUUUUUCGUUUCCUCUUAUACUUACCCCAUUGUCUUCUUAUUUUAUGUUUCUACUGUCAUAUGGGUUUUAGAUCCGGAACUUUGGCCGGAAUUUUCGCCCACAGUGACUCUUAUAUUGUAUUGUACCUCGUCGAUUGGGAGGUUGUCACUUCACGACAGGUGGUGGAAAGGCCAACAUAUCGGUGAGAGUUAAGGUUUUGGAACUGGAGGCGGCGGACGAGGCCUUGAGGUUUUUUAGGAUUUGGAGGAUGACGGAAUCGGGUUUUAGCUUGGAUUUGAAAGGGAGGGCGUUGGAAUCAGAGUCGGAGUCGUGAGCUGCUCGCCGGCGUUCUUCUUGUCCGCCAUUGAUGACAUAGAUUACGGCGGCGUUAGUGGAUAAGUGGAGUUAAGGACCAAGGAACUGUGUUCACAGAGCUUAAUCGGAGGUAAAUUGAAAAGUGGGGGCGUAAAAUCGAAAAGAAUAAGACCGGUGAAAAAGAUUGGCCAUUCAAACACCAUGUGAAUCAAGAUAUUCACUGGGUUGCUAUGAUAUGCGCCAUAAAAUGCAAACUGCUUCUCUAAGUCAAAUAUUCCCAUACUUUCCUUCACCCUAUCCUCCUUCUGCCUUUGCUCCUAUAAGUAAAAACCCGAAAAGAGGCAAUGAGAAUAGCAAUAGCAGACUCAAUAUCUGCUACAACAGCUAGAAUGGAAAAACUUAGAGGGGCUUUGGAAGAUAAAAAGGCCAGGAAACUUGAAUAUGCCGCCCUAAUAUCUCAACAUUCUGAUGGUAAAGUUUAUCCUUCUCUGGAAGCAUUUCAAGAAAAGCUUAACCAGAAUACUGAACAUAUAGAGGCAAUAGAGGAGGCUACUCUGUGGUACAAUAAGGUGCUUGAUUUACGUAUAGAAUGUGGCCAAGGAGUAAAAUUCAUCUUUACUAAUGUAGAUGCCAACAAUCCAGAUAAGGAGUACUCCUUUACUGUCCGUCAUGAGGAUGAUGUAUAUACUUUGAUUGAUUGCGAUCCACAACUGCAUGACGCAAAAGAGCUGUUGAUUGAGUUAAAUAAAAGUGAUGGACUAUUCAAGUUCGUCCGGACGAUGAGACUGAAAUUUCUAGAAGCUGAAGCACAUGGAUUAACAUCUCAAGAUCAGGAUGCUACUACAAUCCCUAUGCCUGCCCCGAUUUCAUUCAUUUCAACUGAUAUUAGUGAUGAAACUUCACCCCAGAAAGAGGAGCCUCAACCUGAUGAAUAUAAGAGAAACUCCAUGAAGCUUGCCCGCGGUAAACGGGAUAGGUCAUCCGUCCUCUCUCCUGUAUCUGCAUCAUCUAAUCACCGGUCCCCUCGUUUUAAGAGACCACCUAUGGCUGGAAAUGGUUAUUUAGACCUCAAAUUGGAUUGGGACUUAACACACACAUGCAUGAGAAAAGUCAGAACAUCAGGGAAAAAGAAUAAAGAUAUGCAUGUGCUUGAAUGAAGCUAGUGCAGCAACAUGAUUUUGAAGUGUGGGAUACUGUUGUCGCAGAAAAACAUGAAAUAAGAAAUUUAGAGUUAAGAAGUGGAAUCUGCAUUAGAAACAUCAUUUAUUAUCAGUGUCAUUUAGGCUUUUUCAUUUUAACACUGUAUAAUAUUAAUGGUUCGUCAACUUGGAGCAUAUGAGGAAUAUGAUUAUCUUUAAUCUGUAGGUUCAAUACUUCAAUCACACAGAAUUCAUAUGUCCAUUUCUGAGCUAAACACAUUUAGUCCCUCCCUUGCACGCUAAAUAAAGUUUUACAGGAAACAAUUUACAAACAUUUUCACUAAUUUACACCAUUAGAUGAAUAAUCACAGAGAAGUGAAUUAAUUCGAAACAAUUUUAUUCAUUAUGCCUUCUCGUGAAUGGUUUUUGACCGAAAUAUCUAUUAUGUAACAUCAUUGCUUAAAUAAUCAUCUCAUAACAUCAACAAAUUCAAUUAGAUUGAAUUUGAAAAAGCACUUCAUACAGAAUGAGUACCUAACGAGCAAAAUUUUCCUAUUUGGAGGUCAAGAAAUGAUAACAAUUAGCCUUUUGUUUCAUCUAAGUUUGUUGAAGCACCUUCUUGAAGUUGAUCAGCCAUCAUAAGCCUUAAUUGGCCAGCACUGACCAGCAAAUACUCCCUUUUCACUUUAAGUGUCUUACCAGCAAAUACUCCCUUUUCACUUUAAGUGUCUUACUUUUCCUUUUUGGUCUUUUUAAAAAAGGAUGCUACCUUUUUAUAUUUUGUAAGUUUAUUUUUUAAAUACGAAGUCUCAGGUUCAAAUCACAGCAGAGGCAAAAAAUACUAGGUGCUUUCUCCUCAUUUGCCCAAGUCUUGUUUGCAGAAUUACCCGGUAGCUAUGUUGAUGGGAGGUAGUAGCUACCUGGUGGAAUAAUCGAGGUGCGUACAAGCUGACCCAGAAACCACCGUCAAAAAAAAAUUAUUUAGUUGGUUUUUAACUCCAACGUUCUCAUCUAACCCUUAAUGUCACUCCUUAUAGGAUUGACAUGGCAUGUUUAAGACCACAACAUUGUAAUAGUAUAUUUAGUAAGUUAUAUACACCUUUAGUUUAACACCUUAAGAUUUAGAAGUCUUCACUCUUCAUUACAUUCUUAAACUUUGUACCUAGUUGAACUAAGAUACAUAAAAUGAAAUGGGAUUUUAAGUACCUAAAGAGUGGAAAUUAACGAGCCAACAAUAAUGAAGGGGAUGCUGGAGCCUCACAGCCUUCCUAGGGUUUGAAUUAGCUGACUUUGUUUCCUAGGUCUAAAAGACUUCAUUGAUUUUGCUGAAGUAUAUUAUCACAGCUUUCAAGUUAUCCAUCCGAUUAUCCUUUUAUUUAUUUUUGGCCUUUCUGUUGGUUGUUUCUGCAAGGCCUUAUAGUGUACUCCCAUAUGUUUUAAUCUUGUAUCUAUUGUAGAACAGAGACUGCUGAGUGUUGCAGUUGUUUUUUAUCUGGUCCGUCUACUCUUUAUCUCAUUUCUAUUUUGGGUAUGAGUAAUUGAUCUGUAUCCUAUUGAUGGAAAGUUGAAUAGCAAGAGAGACGAGCAUCACAGAUUGAACACUCCCCCAACUAGUUUGGGAUUGAGGCUUAGUUGAUUGAUUGCUAACAAUGCAACAGUUGGUAGUAGGAAUGCAACCAAACAUUUCUUUCUGUAAUAUGCAUUUCAUUUAAUGAUAAAAUCUAUUACAUUAA
Nicotiana tabacum (common tobacco) is the source of this 3947-nucleotide messenger RNA. The record is from RefSeq and is a predicted model, not a curated record. NCBI's taxonomy places the organism in Eukaryota, Viridiplantae, Streptophyta, Magnoliopsida, Solanales, Solanaceae.